Sinocyclocheilus rhinocerous is the source of this 1407-nucleotide messenger RNA. Its product is annotated as protein phosphatase 1K, mitochondrial-like. Bases 272 to 1390 code for a protein of 372 amino acids. Gene Ontology annotation, molecular function: protein serine/threonine phosphatase activity; cation binding. NCBI's taxonomy places the organism in Eukaryota, Metazoa, Chordata, Actinopteri, Cypriniformes, Cyprinidae. The record is from RefSeq and is a predicted model, not a curated record. The transcript has 7 exons. Gene Ontology annotation, biological process: protein dephosphorylation.
CUUCAUACGCGGUUGUUGGUGCAGCCUAGAAACGACACUGAGAAGAAAUGAUCUACUGUAUGAGAUUACAUAUACAUUAACCCGUUAGGUUAAACAAGGACAUACCAUAUCUCAUUUUUAUUAUAAAAUUGAAGAGAACUCCUGGUCAAGACUGAAUAUUUACAGAAACCAGCUUACCUUCAUUCUGCACUGAUUUUUGAAGCGUAUUUAAGGGCCAUUUGUUUCAGACUCUUCCUGCCUGUACAGCAAGUGUUGUAUCCUGCCACUGAGUAUGUCAGUGGCUCUUCUCAUGCGAUAUGCCACGCUCAGCGGAUCCCGUGUCUGCUGCAAGGCUGCCCUCGGCAUAACCGGCAUCCACCAAGAAGACACGAGACGGGCUCUACACACUCCAUCAUCUCCUCGGUGCAGCAACACUCGCUUUGAUCCAGACAGCAGUGGCCAUCCGACUACCUGGGACUCCUUUGGGAUCUGGGACAACCGCAUUGAUGAGCCCAUCUUGCUUCCGUCAAGCAUCCGAUAUGGUAAACCUAUUCCCAAAGUUAGCCUGUCCAAGGUGGGCUGUGCCUCACAGAUUGGCCAGCGGAAGGUGAACGAAGACCACUAUCAGCUAUCGCGGAUGACGGACAACAUCAUAUACUUUGCAGUGUUUGACGGGCACGGAGGUGCAGAGGCUGCUGAAUUCUGCCACAAAAACAUGGAGAAGCAUAUUAAAGACAUUGCUGAGGAGGAGGAUAACUUGGAAUUAGUUUUAACCAAAGCAUUUCUUGAGGUGGACAAAGCUUUAGCAAGGCAUCUUCACUUCAGUGCAGAUGCCUCUCUGUUGAGUGCAGGGACGACGGCCACAGUGGCCCUGCUGAGAGACGGGAUCGAGCUGGUGGUGGGCAGCGUGGGGGACAGCCGAGCCAUGCUGUGCCGCAAAGGCAAGGCCCUCAAACUCACUGUGGAUCACACGCCUGAGAGAAAGGAUGAAAAAGAGAGGAUACGCAAGACUGGAGGUUUUAUUACAUGGAAUAGUUUUGGUCAACCGCACGUCAAUGGCAGACUGGCCAUGACACGCAGCAUUGGAGAUUUCGACCUCAAGACAUCAGGUGUCAUUGCAGAACCAGAGACUAAGAGAAUUUCAUUGCAUCACGUCCACGACUCCUUUCUGGCACUCACCACUGAUGGCAUCAACUUCAUCAUGAACAGUCAGGAGAUCUGUGACAUCAUUAACCAAUGUAACGACCCUAAAGAGGCCGCACAACGCAUAUCUGAGCAGGCUCUUCAAUACGGAGCUGAAGACAACAGCACUAUCAUUGUGGUGCCGUUCGGUGCCUGGGGCAAACACAACAGCUCUGACGUGAGCUUCUCCUUCAGUCGCAGUUUCGUCUCAAGUGGCCGCUGGGCCUAAGCAGAAAUAAUAAGACA